AUGUCAAUUUAUUGCCAAAAUUCUACCUCUCCCAUCCUUCAUCUUCCAAUGGAACCAUCAUUGUCAUGGGUUCAAGAAAGACAUUUUCCUUCCCUUCAUAUCCCCAUCUCAAUAGACCAAUCAUUCCCGGUCCUUCCUGAAGGACCAAUCAACGCCAAAGAUGGGGAUACAUUGUAUCUCUCGAAUCUUGAUGAUAUUAUCGGAGCUCGGGUUUUCACUCCCACUAUUUACUUUUAUAGUGCCCCUCGUAAUUCUUUCGACGAUGUUGUGCACAUCUUAAAGGAUGCCCUUACAAAGGUUCUAGUCCCCUACUACCCUUUUUCGGGUAGAUUGAGAGGGACUAUAAAUGGGAAGUUGGAAGUAUUUUUCGGGCCUAAUCAAGGUGCACUAAUGGUUAAAGCUCAUACUGAUUUGUCAUUGGACCAUUUGGGUGAUCUCCAUGUUCCUAAUCCUGCUUGGUCCAAUUUGGUGUACAAGUUUCCUGAUGAAGGGGAUUAUAAGGUCCUUGAUAUGCCUUUACUUAUAGCCCAAGUCACUAGGUUUAGUUGUGGUGGGUUUAGCCUUGGGUUAAGAAUUUGUCAUUGUAUGUGUGAUGGGCUUGGGGCUAUGCAACUUGUUGGAGCUUGGGCCUCAACGGCAAAAACGGGCUCAUUGGUGGUGGAUCCACAGCCUUGUUGGGAUCGAGAGAUUUUUGCACCUCGAGAUCCACCUACGGUUAAAUACCCUCAUGUUGAGUUUAUGAAGAUCGAAGAUAGUUCUAAUUUGACUAUUAGUCUAUGGGGAGUGAAACCACUUCAAAAAUGCUAUUGGUUAAGCCGAGAAUUCCAAGCCCAUUUGAAGAGUGUGGCCCAGCCCAAGGAUAGUUUGGGUUGCACAACUUUUGAUGCAAUGGCCGCACAUGUGUGGAGGUCAUGGGUCAAGGCAUUAGACGUGAAGCCAUUAGACUUCGGGCUACGUUUAACCUUUUCAGUCAAUGCUCGGUCCAAGGUUAAAAACCCACCAUUAAAAGAAGGAUUUUAUGGAAAUGUGGUGUGUGUGGCAUGUGCCACUAGCACUGUCUCCGGACUUGUAAACGGGUCACUGCAAGAUGUGACCCAUUUGGUCCGUGAAGCCCGUUUAGGGGUUUCAGAAGAGUAUUUGAGAUCAACAAUAGAUUAUGUUGCAAUGGAAAGGCCAAAUAAGCUCGAGUUUGGUGGGAAGUUAACAAUAACCCAAUGGACCCGAUUUUCCAUGUACGAGUCAUCUGAUUUCGGAUGGGAUCGAGCCAUUUAUGCAGGCCCGAUCGAUUUAACUCCAACACCUCAAGUUUGUGUUCUCCUUCCAGAAGGGGUGGCUAAUUCUAGUGGUGCAAUGGUGGUUUGUAUUUGCUUGCCUGAGGCUGCUGCCCAUAGAUUCAAAGAGUUAUUAUGUUUGAUGGAUACAUAG
Messenger RNA from Erigeron canadensis, 1425 nucleotides. RefSeq names its product omega-hydroxypalmitate O-feruloyl transferase. The transcript has a single exon. The record is from RefSeq and is a predicted model, not a curated record. Gene Ontology annotation, molecular function: acyltransferase activity, transferring groups other than amino-acyl groups. Bases 1 to 1425 code for a protein of 474 amino acids. NCBI's taxonomy places the organism in Eukaryota, Viridiplantae, Streptophyta, Magnoliopsida, Asterales, Asteraceae.